Prorocentrum cordatum is the source of this 1211-nucleotide messenger RNA. Lineage: Eukaryota; Dinophyceae; Prorocentrales; Prorocentraceae. The record is from the annotation of a GenBank genome assembly.
GUUUCCAACGACGCGUCGCUCUUGCCGCCCCAGAUGGCGGCCAUUCGGGGCUGGGACGGCCUCGGGGAGCCUCCGCUGCAGAUGGCGGCGACCUGCGCAGCGGGGCACCUCGGCGUGCGGCUCCUGCGGCGCUCCCCUCGCUCGACAACGCGGGCGUCUCGGACCUCGCGGGGGAGCAGCGCGCCAGCGCAGGCCAGUGGCUGGGCGGCGGCCUUGCCAGGGCGGGCCCACCGUCGCUCCGGGUUCGCGGAGGCCGCCACCCCGCCGACCGCGGCGCCACUGACCUGGCGCGCCAUGCCUCCGCCUGCGCGGCCCGAGGCGGCGCUGUCGCAGCGGAGCUCACGCACGCCCCCGACGGGCCCGCCACCGCAGGCAGCGCCCUUGCGGCGGAGCUGUCGUGCGCCAGCGUGCCGGCCGCCGAAGGCGCACCGGCGGCGCUGGAGCGGGACGGCCCCGCCUGCCCACAGGCGGACCCGCCGCAGGUGCCAGCAGGAAACAGGGCGCCAGCCAUCGUCGCCGCGCUGCAGAAGCUGUUUUUUGAGGAGAUGGCGAGAGGCUGCACCGACGCCAACGAAGCUGCGGCGCUGGCCCUCCGCCGCCUCACCUGGGGCCCCGUCCCGGAGGCGGGCCGCGGCGCGGCCGAGGCCGAGCCUCCCCCGCGCCCGCCCGCCCGGGCCGCCUCGGAGAUCCUCGAGGUCGGCGAGGAGGGGCGGCCGCGGCGCCCGGGCCCUCGUGGCGGGCCGGCGCUGCUCGGGCGGGGCGGGGGCGAGGACGGCUCCGGAGCUCUCUCCGAGGAGAGCGCUCCCGAGCGCUCUCGAGGAGGCCGCGGCGCGCGAGGCACAUCCUCCAGGGCCGCCGGGGUCGCAGAGAGCUACUCUCGAUCUCUGUCCUCGCCCGAAUUCGCCCUCGUCCUGGCCUCGGCUACAGGUUGCAGGCUCCCGCCGUGCCCUGUCGGGUGCGGCCUCCGGAGAGGCGGCUCCUGGGGCACGGGGCCGUGCGCCGACUGUGCGGGAGGGGUGCUCGCAGGGCGACGGGGCCUCCACCUUGCCGAGCGUUGUGCGAGCGCGGCGCCAGUAGGGCGCGGCCCGAUUGAAGAGAUUUUAUUUUGUUCCAGCCUUCUGGUUCUGUGUGAGCUUGUUCCUCCUCUGCUUCCUCCUCUGGCCUGUUUUCCCUGCCUCCGCUGCUUGCGCGCACGGCGGCGAGCUUCUUGA